Molecule: messenger RNA, 5015 nt
Organism: Centropristis striata (black sea bass)
Lineage: Eukaryota; Metazoa; Chordata; Actinopteri; Perciformes; Serranidae
Gene: syt1a
Product: synaptotagmin Ia
Exons: 12
Coding region: 408-1676 (422 amino acids)
Biological process (GO): regulation of dopamine secretion; cellular response to calcium ion; calcium ion-regulated exocytosis of neurotransmitter
Cellular component (GO): synaptic vesicle membrane; dense core granule; axon
Molecular function (GO): syntaxin binding; clathrin binding; calcium-dependent phospholipid binding
Source: RefSeq, a predicted model, not a curated record
CUCUCCAUCUCUCCCUCUCUUCCUCUCCCAGCCUUACACACACAACUCACACACAAACACUCUCUCUCUCUCUCUCCAAGACUCCCUUCUCCUACUCCAGAUGAGCGUGCCUCCUUGUUAGGGCGAGCAGAUUUGGAGCUGAAGGUGUGCCACUGUUGCCAGUGAGCUGCUGUUUGAAAAAGAAGACAAUAAAGGAAGAAACCUGUUGACCUGAAGAUACUGUCUGAGUGACUGCUGGUGAUUGUGGAGACAGCAUUUCAGGAAACACUGCGGCAGGCAUCGUUGAGUUAAAGUGCCACAUCGAAGCUCCCUCAGCAGAAAGCAAGAACUCCUUCCUGGGAUUGUAAAGAGGACCCGGGGAAGACAGCGUGCUGCCAGCAUCUGCCUGGCUGCCCAGCAUCGCCACCAUGAAUGAGAGUCGAAGGGAAGCGCUGGCGGCGGCGCUGCCCGAGCCCACCACCGCCUCCUCCUCCACGGCGGGCUCCAACACCACCGACAUAGCCGGCCCGGGCACCGGCGAGAAGGACGAGGCCUUUUCCAAGCUGAAGAACAAGUUCAUGAACGAGCUGAACAAAAUCCCAUUGCCGUCAUGGGCCAUCGUCUCCAUCGCCUUCGUGGCGAUCAUUCUGGUGUUAGCAUGCUGCUUCUGCAUCUGCAAAAAAUGGAUAUUCAAGAAGAAAAACAAAAAGAAGGGCAAAGACAAGGGCAAAAAUGCCAUCAACAUGAUGGACGUCAAAGACGGAGCCAAAACCGAGGCCUUGAAGGAUGAGGAGGAUGCGGAGACAGGGCUGACUGAAACGGAGAAAGAGGCAGAGCCCAAGGAGGACCAGAAACUGGGCAAAUUACAAUACUCCCUGGAUUACAAUUUCACAGAGAAUACGCUCAUCGUGGGGAUCAUCCAGGCUGCCGAGCUGCCUGCUAUGGACAUGGGGGGCACUUCUGACCCGUACGUAAAGGUCUACCUGCUGCCGGACAAGAAGAAGAAGUUUGAGACCAAGGUCCACAGGAAGACCCUCAAUCCUACCUUCAAUGAGCAGUUCACUUUCAAGGUCCCCUACGUGGAGCUCGGAGGGAAGACACUGAUAAUGACGGUGUACGACUUUGACCGCUUCUCCAAACACGAUGCCAUAGGCGACAUCAAGGUGCCCAUGAACAAGGUGGACUUCAGCCACGUAACGGAGGAGUGGCGGGAUCUGCAGAGCGCCGAGAAGGAGGAGCAAGAGAAGCUGGGUGAUAUCUGCUUCUCUCUGCGAUACGUUCCCACUGCUGGGAAGUUGACUGUGGUCAUCCUUGAGGCCAAAAACCUGAAGAAAAUGGAUGUGGGAGGCUUGUCAGAUCCAUAUGUGAAGAUCCACCUGAUGCAAAACGGCAAGAGGCUGAAGAAGAAGAAGACGACAAUCAAGAAGAACACCCUCAACCCUUACUACAACGAGUCCUUUAGCUUUGAAGUCCCGUUUGAACAAAUCCAGAAAAUGCAAGUUGUUAUAACUGUUCUGGACUAUGACAAGAUCGGCAAGAACGAUGCCAUCGGCAAGGUCUUUGUGGGCCUCAACAGCUCGGGGACGGAGCUUCGCCACUGGUCCGACAUGCUGGCCAACCCCAGGAGACCCAUCGCCCAGUGGCACGUGCUGAAGCCCGAGGAGGAGGUGGAUGCUCAGCUCUCCACCAAGAAAUAGGCAGGGCCCCUUUCAGCACCUGCCUUGUAGUACUCUUUAGCCAGUAUGUGUAAAUACCUCAGUGAUAUAUGGGUCCAUCCAUGUAACCCCCCUUUACCCGCCGCUCAGCCUCUCCCAGCUUUACCGUUCCUAAUAUCACAAACAACCCUAAUUGUUCAAACCUGCAACACCCCAGCUUUUUUUCUAUCAGGUUCCCUACUUUUCUUGCUUUCUUUUUCUGAUUCAGCAGUUUUUUGUUUCCCAUCUCUUGUGCCCUUAACUGCCCCGACCAAAUGCCCCCUUCUUUUAAGCAAUAUGAUCUGUAUAGAUAGCGCAUGACUGAAAGAAUUUAUUGUACCACAGUUGUAUAUAUAAGUAUGCAGACAAAAAUGAUUUCUAGUUUAUGUGUUUGUAUGUUGUUACCCGUUUCCUAAUCUGUGUAUAUCUUGAUGUUUUUAAUAAGAUGUUCUAUUUUAAAUUAUGUAAAUGCAGAUAUAGAGGAAAGCCAAUAUUAUAUAUCCCAGGAUUUAAAAAUUCUACCUUAUUACCUUAUUGCAUUCCAGAAAAAAAAGAAAUCCAACCUGCAAGACACUAGUGGAAAUAUAUUCACAUUGUAAAGGACGAUGUCUGGCUUUAAGUUCAGCAAAGGAUCAUCAGAGAAAAGACAGCUGAAUAUAUACACACAAAACUCCAAAAUACAAGGCCAUUAACUACUAUGGUUCUGAGGGAAAGAAUAUGCUGCUGGAAAUUAUACAAGCACAUGAUUUCUUACAACUUUUUGUACUUGUUUCUCAAUCAGAGGACCUAUAUGUUUAGCUUGAUGCACACUGUUACCAGAAAUAAUAGUUACUGCAAACCAGUUAGCAUUUAUUUUCUCCAUGUUUGGCAGUUUAAGUGAAAUAGGUCCUCGUUUUAAAGGCCAUCGUUCACUUAAACUGGCUCGUUUUCUUUUUUCCCCGAAAAAAAAAGGAAAAUAUUGCCUCCAGAAAAAAAGACUUAUUCUCAACCCUUAAAAAAACAGACCCCAUGUUGAAAAAAAGCACCAAGCUGUAGCCAUUGUGUCCUUACGCUCGUUUAACAAUAUUUUGUUAACUGUUUACUUUGAACAGUCGUUGUUGGAAGUAUAUUGCAUUUAGGCCGGGGUCCGAUCCUUUUGAGAGGGAAAAAAAAAAAAAAAGAGUCGUGACUCUGGUUUUAAGAGGACUAUUUUUUAGAGCAAUUCAACGUCUUGACUAUUUUUCGUAAACUGCAUGAUUUUUUUUACAAUCUUUACUAAAGGCUGGGACGUGGGUGGCGAUCUACUGACACCAGGGGCUGUCUCUUCUGAUACGAUCCCCUUGCCUUCAAUCAGAGGAGAGGACAGAAAAAUCAAAAGUAAUGUCUAAAAAAAAUCGUUGGGUCAGUGUAUACGAAUACACUGACUGGAGGCGAAGCAAGUUUCUAAACACUGCCAUUUUUCAGAGGUGACUUAUGUAAAGACCCUCUCUUCAUGCACACUCCCACUUGCUAGUGGUUGUAGCUUUGGUUUAUUGGGAACAAUGUCUUUGGCUGCAAUGGUGCCCUGAUCGCAGUCUUUGCUUUGCGUUGCCUUCUCACAGUGACAAUAGAGCUAGCCAUGUUUUACUGCCAAUUUUAACUUUUAUGUGGCUGCUGUUUUGCACUGGAUGUCUUUAAACUAGCUUGUUGACUUCUUUCGGAAACCAUGUUUUGGACAAUUGUUGGGCUUUAUUUCAGGACACCUGCAGGGGGAGCCAGAAAUCCGUCUGCUCCAUUGGCUAAAAAGCAAAUGAGGACAAAUCACGUUUUAGCCGACAGCAGUUACAUCAGUUUUGUUUUACUUGUUGGCGCAGGACUACACCAAGAGAGUGCGAAAUAACCGUAAAGUUAAUGGUCUGCGUAGGCUAUUAGUCCAUCAUGUCCUUUACUACGGGUCCAAAUAGCAAAGGAAUAAGUUUUAAUCCAUGAAAACCAUGAAGUCUCUUAUCUUGGAGGAACCUCUUGCAUAUACUCGAUGCUAGCUUCAGGAGGACUUUCUAAAUGUUUUCAAUGUUAUUGUGUAGUUGAUAGCACUAUUAUGAAAAAGCUACUUGUCAUUCCAUAGGAGUCUAUGAGGACUGCUUUGUGUAUCACUGUGACUGCCGUGUGUGCUUAGAGAUGUAGACUUAUCAGUAGGUAGCGAAAAACCAGUUUGUUCUGUAGUGAUGUCGUAGCGUUUAAUGCCAUUUUCCCUUCUACACACAGAGAAAGAGAGGAAGGAAGAAAAAGAGAGAGUGUGUGCGUGUCACGCCGAAAGAAAAGACGUUUAAUCCGAGCGCGAGCAGGUCGCUUCACACAGCAUUUUGUUGAGCACUGUGCAAUACUUGUAUGUUCAUCCCAUAGUGUUAUCGUGGGUGGCGUUGCCCGAGGAAAAAAAAAAGAAGAAAAGAUUCUAACCCUUGAGGAUGAUUCCAGUCCAGAGAGAUGUUUCUCCUUUCCAGUGAAAUGGUUAGGACACAGCACACGUAGAUUCAGCUGACAGGUUUUAGAGCUUGACACCUGUCGACCUCUGUUUAGGGUUCCCUCCCUUCACGCAGGUUCGUUUUCUCUUCUUGCACACAGUUCCAGCAUCAGACGUUUCAGGGAGUAUUAGUUAAAUACCAAACGAGAUUCUACAUCUAAAUAUCCCCUUAAAAAUGCCAUGUAUAUAUUUACAUAAUCGUGUCAAAAAUGUAUAUCUAGAAUAAAUAUAAAGUGACAUGAAUAUGAUUAUUCAGCCUCAAAUAUAGUUUUAUCCAUCAAUCCAUCCAUGCAUAUGCUAUAUCUCAUCCUCAUUGUUUCGUUUUCAUUAAAGAUUCAUUUAUUUCUUAACUGACCUGUUGAUUUAAAAACUCCUUUUAUAUUUGAGAUGAAAACUCUGAAUGUACAGUAUGGACUGUGUUGGUGUAGAUUACUUUAAACCGUGAGAUUAGAUGUACUUUGCACUUUUUGUUGUAAAAACAAACAAAAAAAAUGUUCCCCUCUGUUUAUAUUUUUUCAACUAUUUGGAAUUUAUUUCAUAACCCUUUUGGGGUCCCCUGUCUGAUUUGCAUUCCAAAAAUAAUCAUUGAAUAUACUUUAAUACAGCUGCACUCCCAGUCCCUCUUUAACAGAGGGAUUAUUUUAUUUGACAUGUUUUACAUAUGUAGAUUAAUGAAUUCCAGUACAGCUUCAGAUUUAAAUGAAAAAAAAAAGGAUUAAAGUACAAGGUUAAGGCUCUGAAAACGGCCUGAAUAAUUCGAUAUUAAUGCGAAAAAAGGUUGUACUGACGGAAUUAACCGAUCAAAGAAAAUCUGAAUUAUGACAAAUAAACAAACGUAUAAGGGAAUUCAGUAACAGGCAGCA